UUGUGUUUUUUGCUUAACAGUUUUAACUUCAUGAUCAUGCCAUCAUCAUGUUAUACAUAAUAUUGACGUGGAAAUCCGAUCAUGAAUAAUAUCAAACCUCUUUUUUAUCAUCUUCUUUCUUCUAUAUAUACCAACAACAAUUCAUCUCCAAAACACAAAGCCCUUUAACAUUAUACACCAAAAAGAAAACCAAACCAAAAUAUCCCAUUAUGGCCUAUUCCCACAAACCCAAACCCAAAACCAAAAACAAAACCAACAUUUUAUUAGUCUUCUUCUUCUUCUUGACUAGUUUUAGUAACACGCUCGUUGCCGCACGUGCGCCGUUCGCGUGCGACCCGCGGAGCGGCCUGACGAGGAGCCUGAGGUUCUGCCGGACGACGCUGCCGGUGCACGUGCGGGUGAGUGACUUGAUCGGACGGCUGACGUUGCAGGAGAAGAUCAGGCUGCUUGUGAACAAUGCCAUUGAGGUGCCUCGCCUUGGCAUCCAGGGAUACGAGUGGUGGUCAGAGGCACUUCAUGGGGUCUCCAAUGUGGGCCCAGGCACCAAGUUCGGUGGGGCCUUCCCUGGGGCCACCAGCUUCCCUCAGGUCAUUACUACUGCUGCUUCUUUCAACGAGUCUUUGUGGGAGGAGAUCGGACGGGUGGUCUCUGAUGAAGCAAGAGCAAUGUACAAUGGAGGACUGGCUGGUUUGACAUUUUGGAGCCCAAAUGUGAACAUAUUCCGCGACCCCCGUUGGGGCCGAGGCCAAGAAACACCCGGCGAAGACCCCGUCCUAGCCGGAAAGUAUGCCGCUAGCUAUGUCCGGGGUCUCCAGGGCAAUGGAGCAGGGAACAAGCUCAAGGUUGCUGCUUGUUGCAAACACUACACAGCCUAUGAUCUUGACAAUUGGAAUGGUGUGGAUAGGUAUCAUUUCAAUGCUAGGGUAAGUAGGCAAGACUUGGAGGACACAUAUGAUGUGCCAUUCAAAGCAUGUGUGGUGGAAGGGAAGGUGGCAAGUGUAAUGUGUUCAUACAAUCAAGUCAAUGGAAAACCAACAUGUGCUGACCCUGACCUUCUCAAGAACACAAUCAGAGGUCAAUGGCAUCUUAAUGGGUACAUUGUCUCGGACUGUGAUUCUGUUGGUGUUCUAUAUGAUAGCCAGCAUUAUACUAAGACACCAGAAGAAGCUGCAGCAGACACAAUUAAAGCAGGUUUGGAUUUGGAUUGUGGGCCUUUUCUUGCUAUCUACACAGAGGCUGCUGUACGAAGAGGCCUGCUAAGUGAGAUUGAUGUGAACAAUGCCCUUGCUAACUUGAUUACGGUCCAGAUGAGACUGGGCAUGUUUGAUGGUGAGCCAUCAGCCCAACCAUUUGGAAACUUGGGCCCAAAUGACGUGUGCACUCCGGCCCACAAGCAGCUGGCCCUUGAGGCGGCUCGCCAAGGCAUUGUUCUGCUUAAGAACCGUGAGCCAACUCUGCCACUCUCCACCAGACGCCAUCGAACUGUAGCUGUUAUUGGGCCCAAUUCUGAUGUCACUGUUACCAUGAUUGGCAACUAUGCUGGGGUUGCAUGUGGCUACACCACAUCUCUACAAGGAAUCGGUAGAUAUGCAAAGACCAUUCACCAAGCAGGGUGCACCGGUGUAGCUUGUGACAACAACCAGCAAUUUGGAGCUGCCGAGGCCGCCGCCCGGCAAGCCGACGCAACGGUGUUAGUAAUGGGCUUGGACCAGUCCAUUGAAGCUGAGUUCAGGGAUAGAAGUGGGCUACUCUUACCAGGACACCAACAAGAGCUUGUGUCAAGAGUGGCUAAGGCCUCCAGAGGCCCAACCAUCUUGGUCUUAAUGUCUGGUGGUCCUAUUGAUGUUUCCUUUGCUCAGCGUGACCCCCGUAUUGGUGCAAUUCUUUGGGUUGGCUACCCUGGCCAAGCUGGAGGAGCUGCCAUUGCUGACGUCUUGUUUGGUACCACAAAUCCUGGAGGAAAGCUUCCAAUGACAUGGUACCCACAAAGCUACCUAGCCAAUGUGCCAAUGACAAGCAUGGACAUGAGGGCAAACCCGACAAGAGGCUACCCCGGCAGAACUUACCGCUUCUACAAAGGCCCCGUCGUUUUCCCAUUUGGCUACGGUCUUAGCUACACCACAUUUGUCCACAAAUUAGCUCAAGCUCCCACACAAGUCUCCAUUCCCAUUGCGAGACUUCAUGCCUCCUCCGCGAACUCAACGUCGUUAAGUAAGGCCGUUAGAGUCACCCACACUGAUUGCAAUUCUCUAUCUCUAAGAAUUCAUAUCGAUGUCGAGAACAAUGGGCCAACAGAUGGGACCCACACUCUUCUAAUAUUUUCAACCCCGCCGACCCACAAAUGGGCCGCCCAUAAGCAACUGGUGGGCUUUCAGAAGGUCCAUUUGGCGGCUGGGUCUCGGCAAAGGGUCAUACUUGGUGUCCAUGUUUGCAAGCACCUUAGCAUUGUGGACCAAUUUGGGAUCCGAAGGAUUCCAAUGGGUGAACACACUCUUCACAUUGGGGAUGAUCUCAAGCAUUCAAUUUCUUUCCAAGCCGAUUUAGGGGAAAUCAAGUCUUAGAAAUUGCCCGUAAUUUGAUAGUUAAAUAUACCCAUUUUUACCAUAAUGCUUGGUAUUUCUUUCUCAUCGGUUAUCAAUAUUACCUCACAAAAAUAAGUCUCCUAUGCAUGCCAAAAAGAAGGUCUGCAUGGGAUGUAACUGUAAUAAUUCAAUUAAAGAGUCUAAAGAAAGAGUUUUUUCAUAUUUGAGUUUGAUUAGUUAUUUGUAAUUGUAUAGGAAUUAUGGACUAUAUAUCCAUCAAAACCGAUUGAAAAAGGCAUGUUUGUAACUUGUGAGAUAAAGGGCAAUAAGAAAUUGCAAAUGUUUGGUACCUA
This is a messenger RNA of Morus notabilis, 2875 nucleotides long. Its product is annotated as putative beta-D-xylosidase. Bases 210 to 2561 code for a protein of 783 amino acids. The record is from RefSeq and is a predicted model, not a curated record. Lineage: Eukaryota; Viridiplantae; Streptophyta; Magnoliopsida; Rosales; Moraceae. The transcript is spliced from 7 exons. Gene Ontology annotation, cellular component: plant-type cell wall. Gene Ontology annotation, molecular function: alpha-L-arabinofuranosidase activity; xylan 1,4-beta-xylosidase activity. Gene Ontology annotation, biological process: arabinan catabolic process; xylan catabolic process.